AAUGUAUCUGUGGUGUUUAAUGGACAACCGGAUGCCAGUUCUGGUCCCGAGUUGUAUAAGCUAACCCAGUCACCCUAACCUCGUUAGCUGGGUCAAGCUAACUAACGGCAGAGUUCCAGAACCGGUCUAAUUGACUGCGGCUGUAGGAUCCUCAGUUUACUAACGUUACACGUGUCUGUCCUGAUUCUGUGUGAUGGAAGAACGUGAGGCGUAACAUCGACUCCUUUCUCCUUUUUUUCCCCACUGAAUUAUGUCUAACGGCAACUGCAGGUGUCCACAGCGAGGAACAGUCCGCUCCAUUUCUCAGUCAUCGGAACAGCAUCAGUAACGCUGGACAAGUUUAAUAUCUUCGAGUUGAAUGGACAAGGCAGCCAGAAGUACACAGCCCAGCUAGUGAAGGCCACUAAAGGUUCAGUGAUGCCUGUGAAGAAGAAGAGGAAGCUCCCUGAUGCAGAUGAUAAUGAGCGCAAGUGUAAAAUCACAAGUUUCACUCGACCUCAGAUCCGAGGUGCGAGGCCCAUCAUCGCCGAGAAGCUGUUCUCCAAUAAGAAGUGCCUGGCCUGGUUCCUGGCGUACGCUGGCCCCGACAAGGUGGUUGGUCCGGAGGCCAUGGAGAAGUUCUGUGAAGACAUCGGCGUGGAACCAGAGAAUAUUAUCAUGUUAGUGAUAGCCUGGCAUCUAGAGGCAGCAAGUAUGGGCUUCUUUACAAAAGAAGAGUGGCUCAGGGGAAUGACAUUAUUACAGUGUGACUGCACGGAGCGGUUACAGAGCAAACUGGAUUACCUGCGCAGUGAGCUCAACGACUCUGUAGUCUUCAAAAACGUCUACAGAUACGCCUUUGACUUCGCCAGAGACAAGGACCAGAGGAGUUUGGAUAUGGACACGGCUAAAUCCAUGCUGGCAUUGCUGCUGGAGAGAACAUGGCCACUCUUCCCAGUCUUCCAUCGGUUCCUGGAGCAGUCCAAGUACAAGGGGAUGAACAAGGACCAGUGGUAUAAUGUUCUGGAGUUCAGCAGGACCAUCAACACAGACCUCAGUAACUACGAUGAAGACGGAGCUUGGCCAGUGCUGCUAGACGAGUUUGUGGAAUGGCAGAAGGCUUGGUCGGCAUCGUAGCAGAUGACAUCACAAGAAGAAAAAAGGAGGAGGGAGAGAAAAUAAAAACCACAAAACACUGCAGAAACCUCUGUAUUGUUUGAGGGGGGGGGGGGGGCGGGGGGAAAAAACCCAACCAUUUCAGAUCUCACGAUGACAGACUUUAAGAAUUCUCACACACACACACACACACACACAACACAUAUAUGGACUACAGUACAUCCCUACGUGGGAACGGGCCUUUCUCUCUCGGUGUCGACUUUUUAUAGUGUUCAUUUGAAGAAAAGAAAAUGUUCUUAAGAUAAGACAAACACAAAAAAUGAACUGAGAACAGUUGAGGAAUUUGUUUUCUGAAUAACUAUUUUUUCCCCCCCCAUUCUGUGUCUUGUUUAUAGAUGUUUUCACAGUAAUAAAAAGGAAAUGGAAGUGA
This is a messenger RNA of Pseudoliparis swirei, 1525 nucleotides long. It is a transcript of the gene dcun1d5, whose product is annotated as DCN1, defective in cullin neddylation 1, domain containing 5 (S. cerevisiae). Gene Ontology annotation, biological process: protein neddylation; positive regulation of ubiquitin-protein transferase activity. NCBI's taxonomy places the organism in Eukaryota, Metazoa, Chordata, Actinopteri, Perciformes, Liparidae. Gene Ontology annotation, molecular function: ubiquitin-like protein binding; ubiquitin conjugating enzyme binding; cullin family protein binding. The transcript is spliced from 10 exons. Gene Ontology annotation, cellular component: ubiquitin ligase complex. Bases 418 to 1116 code for a protein of 232 amino acids. The record is from RefSeq and is a predicted model, not a curated record.